Messenger RNA from Paramecium sonneborni, 992 nucleotides. The record is from the annotation of a GenBank genome assembly. Lineage: Eukaryota; Ciliophora; Oligohymenophorea; Peniculida; Parameciidae.
AUGUAAAAUAAUGCAAUUGAUUAUUUGACAAUCUUCACAUCAUUAACAAUAUUCAAAGCAUUUUGUUCUGGUGUGCAUCGUUAUAAGGUUAAUUAAAUGCCAACCUCACAGUACGAAACCGUAAAUAUGUGAUCAAAUUAUUAUGAUAGGAGUCUACUUUAGCUACUCUAAUGAAAAUUUAGAUUUAAUUCAAUUUUCUAUUGCUUCAUUGCACAUUAUUUUUUAAGCACUUGGAGGAUGUGUAAGAUGUAGGUAAAUUCAAUCUAUUCUUAUUAAUUUCAACCGGUCUAUUCUCUUUAACAUUAUUGUUGACAGAUUAUAGAUGGCUAUUAAAAAUUUACAGAUAUGAAAAUCAUAUUCUUAGAGAAGAUUAUCCCAUAUUAGAGUUCUUAGGAAUCCAAGUCUUUAUGAUGUUUGGAUGUGCCUUACUUAUAACAAUUUAAUGGUUCACAAUUCCAAUUCUAUCGGAUCUUAUGUAUUAACUAUUAUGCAUCUACAAAAUACCGCAAAUCAUUAAAUGUCAUUAACACAAUUAAAUGCCUAAUAUCACAUACUUCUGUUUUCUAGAAGAUUAUUGCAUUUUGAUUUUUUUCUCAUACUAUCGAGGUUGUCCCUUUAAUAUCUUCAAAUUAUAAGACAACUUAGGAAUUUGUAUUAGUGUGGCUAUUUUGAUAUCCAUUCAAUAAUGUAUUCUGCUCUAUCAAUACCAUGUGAAACCCAAACUAUUCACGAUGAAGACAUAAAUCGAAGAAUUUACCAACCAAAUAAGAGAACAAAACAUUUAUUCAACUUUUGAGGAUUUAGGAGUUAAUAAUAAUCUUGAGUGUGCUAUUUGUCUUCAAGGUAUAGAAAUUUCUAAUUCUUUAUAAAUUUAACUCUAUCCUUAGGAUCCAAUUGUUUUGACACGUUGUUCCCAUAAGUUUCAUGAGAGCUGUCUUAUUGUUUGGCUCUAAGUUAAAAAACAAUGCCCUGUUUGCAGAUACUAAUUCUGA